AUCGUAAAGAAAAAUAUGCAGCUUUAUCAUCAUGUCAAUGUUUAUCAGAAUGCAAUGCAUUGGAAUAUGACGUUGAACUAGUGAAGACCCGUAAGAUCAGUUUAGGAAAAACUAACAGCACCGCUAUUAUGAAAGUUUUCUUCAAGGAAAAUCAAUUUGUUCCAUUAAAGCGCUUUCAACUUUACGGAACUAUCGAUUUUUUAGCGAAUUGUGGAGGAUUACUUGGUUUGUUCGUGGGUGUAUCAGUACUUUCUCUAAUUGAGAUACUCUACUAUUUCAUUUUAAGAUUGACGUGCAUCUGGAACAAUUCUCGCGAAUACAAAGAUGAAGAUGUAAUUAAGAAGAAUAAGAAAUCAUCAGAAAGUUCAGUUAAGAAUCUAACUGUGGGAAACUUAUAUCAACAUAAUUGGCAAAGACCAAUGGAAAAAUAUUAAGAUUUUUAGAUAUUUAGAUACUUUAUUCUUCACAAAAGCAUUUGAGAGCAAAUAUUUACAAAACAUUUUUGCAUCCACCUUCAAAAGAUGUUUUCAAAGUCAUUGAACCAUCUGAAAGCAAAUAUAUUUCCAAGUUUGAGGCAAGUUUCCACCAAAUGAAAAAUGUUGUCCAACAAUUUUUUUUAAUUUAAAUAAUGAGCUUUGCUCAAUAUUUUGCCGAGACGAAUUCUCGGUUUUUGUUUUUGUGCGUGUUCGAGAGAGGAUUUUCCGGCGACCGCUGAGCAUCCCCCAGAGCACAAUCCAAAAAUACAACAAAUUUUUUCUUGUCAUUAAACAACAAGCACAAUAAAAAUGCUGCGAUAGCAAUUUCAUAUCAACAAACAGAUUCAUUUAAUCUGACGAGUUGGAUGACGAGCUUGAGGCUGAACGUUUCUUUCUUGAUUUCUUUUUUGUCGAUCUUUCACUUGCGGACUCUUCUUCAAUUUUGUCCCUCUUUGAGCGACGCUUUGAUCUGAAAUAUAUAAUUGUAUUAAAAUCAUUCUAUCAUUAUGCGUCAGUAACUAAAAAAAGAAUUUCUUUCUAAUGAAUUCUCUGUAAUUUGCUGUAUUUGAGCGAGAAAAUUAAAUUUAUAUGAAAUUGGAGAUUUUCAAGGAUGAAAAGAAGGAC
Messenger RNA from Clunio marinus, 1100 nucleotides. The record is from the annotation of a GenBank genome assembly. NCBI's taxonomy places the organism in Eukaryota, Metazoa, Arthropoda, Insecta, Diptera, Chironomidae.